This is a messenger RNA of Pocillopora meandrina, 2442 nucleotides long. Lineage: Eukaryota; Metazoa; Cnidaria; Anthozoa; Scleractinia; Pocilloporidae. The record is from the annotation of a GenBank genome assembly.
CAAAAUGUUGCUUUAGGUCACUGGGAUGGUUGGCAGCCAUUUUCUAGUACUAUUCGUGGAUGUGGAGCCAUAGAGGUCUCAAUAGCCACUAUGUCAAAAGUACACCGCUGUCACACUGAUGAGAUCUAUGUUGUUGGUUUCGUCCCAAGUUACCUCAUUCCAAAGAAGAGGAGCGAUGCUUUGGAUCCAUUUCUUGAACCACUCAUCAGGGAUUUAGAGGAAGGCUUCAUCAAUGGAAUUCCUGUAAACUAUGCAGCCACCAUUGCUGGCAUUCCGUCAGGCCCAACACACAUAUGUCAUCUUCUGCUUUGUUGGAAAGGAGAUUACAAUGGACAAUGUGAAGCUGGAAAAUUCAUUAAGUGUGGUAAAAAGGGAUGCAGGCGGUGUAAUCUACAAGGAGUGAUUGUACUAGCUACCAAUCAUUACUAUUAUCCUGGUUUCAGAUUGCAAGGCAUAUUUCCUAAUGAAGAGAAGUCUAUAGUUAACAGUUUGGAAGUCUUGCAGGAUAUCGAGGAAGAAGAGCGCAUAACUGUUAAGCAGGAAAAAUCCAAGAACACUGGGUACACAGGAUUGUCAAUAUUUCAUAGACUGUAUCCCCUCUACCACUUUCAAUAUGACAAAGAUUUCGUCUAUGAUGAAAUGCAUGGUCUUCCUCUCAAUGUCGUCAAACGACAGAUUCAGUGCCUACUAGAAAGUGGCAAUGAAGACCUUAACUGGCAGGUAGUUGAUGAGCGACUUAAAAGUUUUCCAUGGACUCAUGAACAUAGGACAGGACGAUUGCCCUUUGGUAUCACAAAGCGAUUUGGUUAUUGGAAAGCAGAAGAUUUUAAUCAUUUUGCAUUUCCUGCCAUGGAAGCCUGCUUAGGUGACAUGAACGAUCCUGAAGCUAGGGAAAUUCUCUGUUGCCUUGCCCGUAUUAUUGAGUUUUUUAGCAACCAUGCUAGAAAUGGCUGGAGCGAAGCUGAUGCUUGUACAUUUCACGAAAUGUGUGUGAGAUAUGCUGUACUAGUAGAAGAGAGCCAUGGUGUUGAAAGCUGUGUAAUCACAUUACAUAAUCUCCUGCAUUUUAAGGAUGAUAUUGCACGUUUCAGCUCAAUGGAUAACUACUCAUGCUGGACAGAGGAAAGGGCCGUUAGGAGGUACAUUCUUGCCUCUAACAACCACAAGAACAUUGAAAUUACUUUUGCUUUGAGUGAGGCAAGGCGAGAAUUUCUAAAACUGAGGGAAUCAAAACAACAUGUUGAAAAUCAUCUAAAUGUCAUCAAGCUGACAUUUCCAAGGUAACUACCAUUAAUAUUAUUGAAUGUUGGCGACUACUGUCAUAGAUACCACCCUUGCAGAUCAAUCAUGCUUGCACAUUUUGGUCAAAAGCCAUUUUUAAAAUAUUUACAUUUUCACAGACAAAACACCCCACGUGUGCAAGAUUUCCUUACAUUGUAAAGUGCAACUACUGUUGCCAUGGCCAUCUAGUCAAUGAAAACCAAUCACAAUAAUAUUGAGAAGCCAAAAAUUGUAAAUUUAAAGCUAAUUCCACCUUCUUUAUUGUACAUGCUUGGUUUUCCACAUUGUUUUGGGGAAAUGUACAUGUACUUGUACACAAAAUUUAACAUUGAUGUCAACAUUUUUACACACUUUUUUCUUUUCUUUUCUUUUGUUCUUUUUUUUUGUUUGUUUGUUUAGCCUUCAGCACGGUCAUUGCCGUUUGCAAAGAGACUUUUAGAGAGUUCCAAGGGCACAGUAAAUUAUGACCGAUUGUCAGUCGGCAUUCUUGUUGGUGGUGUUAAAAGUAUGGAGCUAUCUAAUAAUGACUGCCAGACUAUUAGCAUUGCAAGAGGUGUUCCAGUUGAUGAUGUUUCAGUUAUUGGAUGGUGUUCCAGAAGUCUGUGGAAACCAGAACACUCUUUUGAGGGCUUGCGCUACAGAGUUGGUGAACAUGUGAUUUUUGCUGACCCAGACAAGGGAGACACUGUUGCUGUACUGGAGAGUUUGUUUUCUGUCAGAAUUGACAAUGUGUCUGUUCUCUUCUGCAAAGGGAAACAUUUUAAAUAUCAUGGAGAAGCAGACACUGGCCACAAGCAAGUCUGCCCAACAGAUAACACAGUCAUAUUUGAAGCUUCACUUCUCAGCAGAAAGGUAAUGCUGUUUGCAAGGAAUGUCAGUGAUGAUGAGCAGGAGGACGAUUUGGGGGAUGGUCAGUGCUUUAUUCUCGUGGACUACAUGCGCCGGGUGUUUCCUGUUACUGAAGGGACAGUUGUUGUUCCUUACUAUCCUGUAGUCCAUGACAUGGUAGAAGUCAAAGGAAAUGAUGGGCAAGUCUGGAAAGCUUAUGUACAGUCAUUCAACCUAACCCGUUCAACUGUUAAUGCUAGAUUUUUUGUAGAGGAUGGUACACAACCUGGUAAAUGGGUACCUGAAAGAAGCCCAGUGCAGGUCAUUCACUUC